Molecule: messenger RNA, 2843 nt
Organism: Sebastes umbrosus (honeycomb rockfish)
Lineage: Eukaryota; Metazoa; Chordata; Actinopteri; Perciformes; Sebastidae
Gene: dcdc2b
Product: doublecortin domain containing 2B
Exons: 15
Coding region: 199-1605 (468 amino acids)
Biological process (GO): intracellular signal transduction
Cellular component (GO): microtubule; microtubule organizing center
Source: RefSeq, a predicted model, not a curated record
GGAAAUACUCACCGCCGUCAGUGGAGUAGUGUGUGAAUAUGUGUGUGUGUUAGGGGGGAUCGAGAGAGCAGAACGUGGCGAGUGGGAGUCCAGACGGACCACAACAACACGGGGGACUGAUUUUUCACCUUUGCCUUCAAUUUAUAGGAUUUCCUCGCUUCAUUUUCCACCAGGCUGGCAGUAACAGCUGGCUCAGAGAUGGCUGCCAGCACCGCAGCCAUGACCCUCCUGCCUCCGGUGAAGAACGUGGUGGUGUAUAGGAACGGAGACCCCUUCUACAUUGGACGCAGGUUCGUGGUCAACCAGAGACAGGUGGCCACCAUGGACGCCUUCCUGACCGAAGUGACCCAGAGCAUCGGUGCUCAGCUGGCCGUCAGGACCCUGUAUACCCCUAGACAAGGCCACCGGGUCACAGACCUCCAGGACCUGCAGACAGGAGCCCAGUAUGUCGCUGCUGGCUUUGAGAGGUUCAAGAAACUGGAUUACCUGAACGCAAGAACGAAAAAGCAGCCUGCCGCCCGUGAAGAAACCCAGGCCAAAGUAACCCAGAGGCCAAAUGUGUCAGCCAAAUGGAGGAAGUUCAUACCUUUACCUUGCAUUAUACACAUUUUCCGUAAUGGAGAUCUCCUGUGUCCACCAUUCCGGUUCAUCAUUCCUAGGAGCAUGCCGCAGGACCUGGAGCUGAUCCUGAGUCUGGUCACAGACAAGGUCAGCUUACGAACGGGAGCUGUGCGCAGGUUGUGCUCUAUGGAGGGAGCGACCGUGACCUCAGCUGUGGAGCUGGAGACUGGCCACUGCUACGUUGCCGUGGGAACCGAGCGGUUCAAGAAACUUCCAUAUGUGGAGCUGAUGGUUUCAAAAGCCACAGAGAGAUAUUACCCAGGAAAGAGAAGGCUGUUAAGGAGAAAUGAGAACAGGAAAGCAGGAAGCGGUCCAGAAGACCAGUACAGUGACUCAGCCCUCCUCGACUCCCCAGAGUCAGAUGGUCGGAGGGUGAAGUCGACAGGAGAUGAAGCUCCAGCAGCUGUUCAGCAGAGGAGCAGGAGACACGGAGGAGACGAGACCUCUGCGUUCUUCGCCAGGCCGGUCAAGAUCCGCAACAACAGGGGACAGCCGAGACCGCCACUCAGCAAUGGAUCUGUCCAGCCCAUCGUGUUUAAAAGAGCAGCACGGAAGAGAAGAGAGGAGGUGCGAGGGGCCGAGGAGGUGCACGAGGAUGAAAACACAGCUAUAGAGCUUCCUGUUGACCAGAGAGUUGCAGAAAUAGUGGAGGAUGAGGAACUAAACAACCACAACGAUCCUCUGCACAACACACAGCAGCAGAGACAUGCACAAAUCACAGAGAGUGAGCAGCAUAAUGGGAGAGAACACCCACACAAACACAACGGAGAGCAGGCUCUGUCAUCUGAACAAGAUGACGUGAAACAGACUGAAAAUUCUGCGAGGACUGAGGCUGCUGAAAUACUGGAGCCUGAGCUGCAGCAGACGUCCUCAAAGUCGAGGCCUUCGUCAUCCACCUCUCAGGGACAGAACAGGGAAGAAAAGGAGAGCUCAAAGGACGCCCCGUCAGUUACGGUAGAACAGAACCAUCAUCAAGAGGACUAGUGAAUGGCGAGCACAGAAGAUUCAUCAAAAAAGUUUUGUUACGGCCAGGAGCGCAGCUGACGACCCAGCGACUGCUUCUACAAUGACUAUGAAUGUUCAAUUAAAUUGGUAGUACUUUAACUGUGGUGAUGAGCCAAGCAACAACAUUAAUGUUUGUUGUUUUCUUUUAGAAAAAGUAAGAGUAAAAACUGUGAACAGGCUCAGACAAAACAAGAACAAACAUUAAAGGAGAUGGACACAUUAUCAUAAGCUCUAGUACAACAGGCCCUUUCCACAGCAACCAUUGUGACAUGUCACAGCAGGGUAAACACAGGUGUAAUGGAUCAAAUGAAUUACAGUUUUGUUCUAUUUAGGGCGUCAGUGGGCCAGAAUGCACAAUACCAGGGCUCUGGCACACCUAAAUAGAACAGAGACAUAAUUAAUGUUAUUAAUUACACCUGUGUUCACCCUGCGAUGACAUGUCAACAUGGCCUUCACAGUAUCGAUGGUCAGUCAAAACAACACUUCACUGACAUUAUAAGCUUCCCAAAGUUAGUAGGGGUGUAACGAUCCGUCAAUCUGGAUGGAUGUAUCGAUUCAAUGAUCAAUGAUCCAAUAUCAUUGAUGCAAAGUGAAAAUAUCGAUACAUAGCAUCUUUAAGAUGCGCCUUUAUUUUGAAAUUCCCGCUUUAUUUUUAUUCUUUUUAUUAAAAAGAAUAGAUUCAUUUAAAUGUUUGGAAGAGCCCAGUCAUAGAAUUGUCAAAUUAUAUUUUUAUAUUUUUAGGUCUCAUAAUCGAUCACAGGCCCCUCAACUGAAUCGAAUCGUAUCAUAGCAGAUAUUGUGAUAUCAGCAAAUAUCGUAUCGUUGUCCAAAUAAUCAAUAUAAUAUUGUAACGUUAAACUUGUGAUUUAAACCCCUAAACGUUAGCGUUUGUUGGAUUGUACAGCUGUUUAUGAUAUUGUGUCCAACCUGUUUUUACAAGGAUAAUUCUGAUGCAGAUAUUGUGUAGAUGUUCAAUGAUGCAAUUUAUUCCAUAAACAAUAUGUACAUAAGAAACAAUAUUUUUUGGGACAUUUUAAGCCUAAAUGUAUUUUUGAUUUGCAGAAAUCAGUGAUGAAGAUCGCAACGCAAAAGAGUUGUGUUUUGCCAACAAUUUAUUAAUGAAAUAUGUCGACAACGUCACAAGCUGGAUAGAUGCGACUAUAACAAAGUCAUCUGUACAGUGUUUUUGUGUCAAUAAAAAUAUAUAUUACUAUGUA